UCCUAUCGUUGAUUUCCGUCACUUUCGACAAAACAUGGCGGCCACCGGUUUACGAAAUUGUAAGAUUAAGGCUGUGUGUUCAUAUCACAAAAAGGUAACUUACUAAAUUUCCAAUUACCCAACGCUAUGUUGUAUGAUAUUUCAUGUGUUGUGUUAUUCUCCUGAAAUAUUAGACCAUUAUGAAAACCCAAGAACCCAAGGUUCUUUGGACAAAAGCACUAAGAACGUAGGAACUGGUUUAGUGGGUGCACCAGCCUGUGGUGAUGUAAUGAAACGUCAGAUUCAGGUGGAUGAAAGUGGCAAGAUUGUAGAUGCAAAAUUCAAAAAAUUCGGAUGUGGCUCAGCAAUUGCUUCCAGUUCCCUAGCAACAGAGUGGGUGAAGGGCAAGUCGAUUGACGAAGCUCUGAAGAACAAAAACAGCCUUCCUCCAGUCAAACUUCACUGCUCUAUGCUUGUAGAAGAUGCCAUAAAAACAGCAUUGUCAGACUGCAGACUGAAGUAAAAGGGCAAAAAGGAGAAUCAUGUCAAAGCCAACAGUUAAUGUGCUGAUAAUUACUGUCCACUAUAAGAAUGUCACCCUAGUAUUUACAGCAGCAGCAGCUCCGGUCUAGCAGCAGUGCGGUACUUAAUGAAAGAUCAGUUUUAUAGUUUUAUAGCCUCUGUCUUAAAAGAUUGGCAACACUUUUUUAAAUGCAAAGAAACCAUCUGUGAAACCAGAG
Molecule: messenger RNA, 719 nt
Organism: Cynoglossus semilaevis (tongue sole)
Lineage: Eukaryota; Metazoa; Chordata; Actinopteri; Pleuronectiformes; Cynoglossidae
Product: iron-sulfur cluster assembly enzyme ISCU, mitochondrial-like
Biological process (GO): iron-sulfur cluster assembly
Molecular function (GO): iron ion binding; iron-sulfur cluster binding
Source: RefSeq, a predicted model, not a curated record